AUGCUACUAUUUGCGAAAUUCUUGUUGAUUUCACUAUUCGUCAAUGUCUUUUGCCAAUUUGGUGGAAUUUACGGCUAUGAUCCCUAUGGAAUUCCUCCACCUGUACCGCCACCAAUGUAUCCUCCUUAUCCUUAUGGUUACGGAUAUGGUGGAUAUGGUUUCAUGCAUCCGCCAGGAUCAAUAGAGAGCAUAAUCGGUGGAGCUUUAAUGGGAACAGCGGCUGGAUUAUUGUACGGCAAGAAAAAAUAA
Strongylus vulgaris is the source of this 249-nucleotide messenger RNA. Lineage: Eukaryota; Metazoa; Nematoda; Chromadorea; Rhabditida; Strongylidae. The record is from the annotation of a GenBank genome assembly.